This is a messenger RNA of Sphaerodactylus townsendi, 1570 nucleotides long. RefSeq lists its product as uncharacterized. Bases 425 to 1249 code for a protein of 274 amino acids. NCBI's taxonomy places the organism in Eukaryota, Metazoa, Chordata, Lepidosauria, Squamata, Sphaerodactylidae. The transcript is spliced from 2 exons. The record is from RefSeq and is a predicted model, not a curated record.
CUCCCCUUCCACCUGACUUGGGCUCAUGUGCCAAGAGCAUGCAUGCGCGCGCCAGAAGCGUGCAAGAAGCGCAUCUGCCCGGGCCCGUUUGCAGCCUUUCCGCAGCUCCGCGCGCGGGAACGCGUUGCGCCGCUCCCUCCCUCGCGAGCCUGGCGCUUGUGCAAAAGCGCAGAAAGAAAUCUUGCUAGAUUCCAUUUGACCGGCUUUCCACGCACGCGCGACUUUGGUUAAGUCGCAAUCCGUGACUUCCCGGCAAAUAAUUAGUGAAAACUAGCAGAUAAUGAAAACAUAGCUGGCCUGGAGUGGAAUUCUCAUAAACCAACGUAAAGUGAAACUCCAGGCAGUUGCUGAAGCCAAAAACAAGCUGGGGAGUGAUUUUAAAACUCAUCAAGAAGGCAAAAGUUGAAAACCAAAAGGAGUGGCCAUGUCUCCUGAGGAAGUCCCACUGUCAAAACAGGACUUAAUAGACUUCAUGUCACAAAUGAAGGAAUUGUUUAAUGCUUUUUUGAAAAUGGUCCAGGAGAAUUUAAAGGCGUUGGGUGAAGACAUACAGGUUAUUAAGGAACAGUCUUCUGUGACUUCUGAGAGAAUAACGAGAGUUGAAAGGAAGGCUGAUCAGAACUCCGUGGCAGUUACUCAGCUUAAUGCCAGCGUGGCUGAACUUGCUGACCGACAACGCGGGAUAAACCUGCGCUUGGUGGGGGUGCCAAAGCUGGAGAAUGAGACUGAUAUGAUGCCAGAAUUGAUCAGAUGGAUGAAAUCACUCAAAAUCGAUGCUGUCCCAGCUUGGUUUGAACGGGCACACAGAGUGUUUGCGAGAUUUGGAGACCGACCGGCAGAUAUCGUGCUAAGAUGUUCCUCUGAAGCGGUUAAAGAGGAGUUGUUUGGAAAGCUGAAGGCACGGGGGCCCCUGGCAUUCAAGGGGAAGAGGAUCAUAGUCAGAAAUGAUAUCUCAGUUGAAUCUUUGGAGAUUAAAAGAUCCCUUCUCCCAUUUGCAAACGCUUUAUACCAAGCAGGCAAGAGAUUCGCUAGGGUUUUGCCAAUGGGAUUCAUCUAUUUUGAUAGAGGAGUCAAACUUAUAGCAAGAUCGGUGGAGCAAGCAAAGAAGCUUCUGUUGACAGUGGGGGUUCCCCUUCCAGAACAAGAAUCUCAGGAGCAGCCAGAUUCUUCAGAAGGAGAAGGAGGCUCCCAAGUGGGGGGGGGGGGGGGGAAUGAAUCUCAGGGGUCCCAGAAGAGCAAAAAGGCAUAGCAAGAAGAUAUGACUCAGCUGGACAAAGGCUUCUUCCUAGUUCAAUAUCUUGUAAUUGUCUAUUAUGAAUAGUUCUAUCUGAAUACUAACAGUCUUAAACUACUUAAAACUAAUUAAAAAUGACUAAAAAUUUAACACUGUUUUGUGGAGUCUAGUACUAUACUAACAAUAUUGAUAUGAUAACGCCGGCUGUUAUUUUGGCUACUUAUCGAGCUAUUGGCCUGAAGUCCAGAAGGUCUGGAGUGGAGGAAAACAUUUGAGAUAAAGGGGAACAGCUAGGAAAAGUUGGUGUGUUGUUGUAAUAAAAAUGAAUGAAAAUGA